Messenger RNA from Cryptomeria japonica (Japanese cedar), 1210 nucleotides. Its product is annotated as short-chain type dehydrogenase/reductase. Lineage: Eukaryota; Viridiplantae; Streptophyta; Pinopsida; Cupressales; Cupressaceae. The transcript has a single exon. Gene Ontology annotation, molecular function: oxidoreductase activity. The coding region runs from base 280 to 1047 and encodes 255 amino acids. The record is from RefSeq and is a predicted model, not a curated record.
GACUAAUGUUUAAUAUCAAACCAUAUAGUUUCUAUUGUUUUCUGGCUAUGGAGUCAUUUGUAUUUAAUUCAGUUGUAAAUCAAACAAAGCAGAUACCAACACUAACAACGCCCAUCUGAAAAGACCGGAAGGAAUCUACCGGACUGAUGCAGUCAUCAUCUUGAAUUUUUCCGGAGAAAAAAAAGGGCUCAGCGUGCAAGCCUCGGGCCCCAAUUUCACAGGUCCCCUGUAUUUAACAGAGCAGGGUGAAAGAAGGCAGAAUGAAAUGAACCCACAGAAAUGACAGACCAGUGCAGUUUAGAAGGGCGUGUGGCCAUCGUGACGGGCGCAUCCCGAGGGAUCGGCAGAGAAAUCGUCCUCCAUUUGGCCGCCAAAGGAGCUCAAGUGGUGGUCUGUUACCGCGUAAACGUAGAGAAAGCAGAAGAAGUGGCCACCAUAAUCAAUAAAGAUCGUGGCGUAGGCAGAGCAAUUACUUGCCAGGUCGACGUUUCAAAGGCCUCAGAUGUGGGCGCCCUCUUCGACAGGGCCGAGCAAACCUUCGGGGGCGUCCACAUAUUCGUAAACAGCGCGGGCGUGGCGAGCUCCACAUACCCAACAGUGGCGGAAACCCCAGAAGAGGAGUGGGAGUUUAUCUUCAAUGUGAACGGCAAGGGGGCAUUUCUGGGCUGCAGGGAGGCGGCGAAAAGGGUUGUGAGAGGCGGCGGGGGGCGCAUUAUACACAUAACGAGUUCUGCCGUGGGGUCGGCGAAGCCCGGAUAUGGAGCUUACGCGGCCAGUAAGGCGGCGGCAGAGACGAUGAUUAAAAUUCUGGCAAGGGAAUUGAGGGGCACGAAGAUUACGGCGAAUUGCGUGGCUCCGGGGCCCGUGGCUACGGAGAUGUUCUUUGCUGGGAAGAGUGAGGCCCUGAUUGAACGCGUUGCUAAGGAGGUUCCCUUUGAACGGCUGGGUGAGGUGGGUGAUGUGGCUCCUGUUGUGACGUUUCUUGUUAGCGAUGGAGGGGACUGGGUUAAUGCUCAGGUUGUUCGGGCUAAUGGGGGCACUCCUUAAACGUUCAGUAAGAGUGUUUUAGAUUCAGUUUCUGUAGGUAUUAUAAAAAUAUUGUAUUCGGUAAGAGUGUCUUGGAUUCAAUUAUGUAUUAUAAAAAUAAUAUAUUGGGUGUGUAUUAAAAGUAUUAUAUAUAGAAAUAGAUCUCUCAAUUUCAAUUUUUUAA